Molecule: messenger RNA, 417 nt
Organism: Penicillium argentinense
Lineage: Eukaryota; Fungi; Ascomycota; Eurotiomycetes; Eurotiales; Aspergillaceae
Exons: 5
Coding region: 1-417 (138 amino acids)
Source: RefSeq, a predicted model, not a curated record
AUGGGUUUCAAAACUGAAAAGUCUCCAGCGGAAAUUCUCAAAACCGUUAAAAAGAAGCUCACCCCAGAGCAGAAGAACAAUGCCAAGAUUACAAUAGCGGCCAUUUAUGAACUUUUUACAGAGACUCCCGAGGAUGUCUAUUACUCGUCAAACAUGAUCCAGAGUUUCCUUGGCUUAUUCAUUGUGGCGGACCGAAACUUGGACGGACAUGUUGAGCUGCACGAACUAAUCAAAGCUACUGACGAUAUGAAGCUGAAAGACGGAGAAGAUAUUAAGGAGUUCAUGAAGAAGUUCUUCACGUAUGCGGAUAUUUCCGAGGACAAAAAGCUUAGUCUAGCUGAGUGGUUUAUUCUCGGAUUCCUGAGCUUUAACCGCAACAACGACUACCCGUUUGCCGAGAGGCUUGAGGACAGCUGA